This is a messenger RNA of Aspergillus calidoustus, 282 nucleotides long. Lineage: Eukaryota; Fungi; Ascomycota; Eurotiomycetes; Eurotiales; Aspergillaceae. The record is from the annotation of a GenBank genome assembly.
AUGCGGGGAGUUCAGAUUUUUUCCGGAACUUCCCACCCCCUCCUUACGGAGACCGUCUGCGAGAGGUUAGGUACCUCGCCUGCCAGAGUCGACCUUGGGAAGUUUAGCAAUGGCGAGACCAAUGUGAAUGUCGGUGUCUCGGUACGCAAUCAGGAUGUCUACAUCAUCCAGAGCGGCAGCAAGAAGAUCAAUGACAGCGUCAUGGAGCUGCUGAUUAUGAUCUCUGCCUGCAAGGGGGGCUCCGCAAAGUCUAUCACAGCGGUUAUGCCGUAUGGAUCCUAG